Dissoconium aciculare CBS 342.82 is the source of this 2258-nucleotide messenger RNA. RefSeq lists its product as uncharacterized. NCBI's taxonomy places the organism in Eukaryota, Fungi, Ascomycota, Dothideomycetes, Mycosphaerellales, Dissoconiaceae. The record is from RefSeq and is a predicted model, not a curated record. Bases 180 to 2015 code for a protein of 611 amino acids. The transcript is spliced from 2 exons.
UCACUCACAACCGACUUGAUGCGGACGGCCAACACAGCCUGCACCCGAGCUCACCCGUUCGCAUUGCUGCUGCCGCUGCCGCUGUCUCCACCGUUCUCGACACCUAUCGUUGUCCCACAAUAACACCCAGACCCAAUCCGUCUCAAGCUUUCGUGCCUCUGUCGCACCCACCACUUUUGAUGGCCGCAAUUGACGGGCGUGAGAGCUUCACCCGGCGAGACGCCUACCGGCGCUUGGUCGCGGACUCCUCCUCGCUCCCACCCGAUUUCCUCCAACGUCUCGAAUUGAAGCGCAAAGCCCUCGAUGACUCGAUCCACAAGUUCAUCGCCAGCAAAGACCGCGAGUUGAAGCAAUGGAUCAAACAGGAACGCUCCCUGCAUAAGCAGCAGACGCAAGAGCGGGAGGUCAAACUCGAGCAUGCCCGUUCACGCACCUCAUCGGACUCCACCCAGGAUACCAUGGAUUCGCCGCAUCUGAUGGCUCGGCGACCGGGGAGUCAUGGGCUGUUGUUGGGGAGUCUGAGGAGGGAGGGGGAAGAUGGUUCGGCGAUCGUGCUCGACGAAGACGAGGCACGAGGACAAGCCGAUGCUCGUGCGGUUGAAGCUGGCCUGGCAGAUCGUCGCGCAAGCCUGGAACGUGAUCGGGAAUUUCUGGGUGUCUUCACACCGGCUUUCUUACCAGCCUUUGCGGAAGACACACCAUCAUCGUCGAUUGCACAUGGCACUUCACCGGAUGAGAUCUCCUCGGGGAAGAGCGCAUUUGGUCAUAUCGACCCUUCAACAUCAGACAUCAUCGCGGUUGACUCUUCCCAGCAUGCCGAAGGCGCAGAUGCACUGCACGCGAUGGAAGCCAAACGACCAGCACAUCUCCUCCUUUCCAAGCGGCUUUCCUCAACGGGAUCUUCAUCCGAACGACUCCUCACAUCCGCCCUCAAGUCCCCUACAGAAAACAAACCCAAGCGCAAGCGAGUUUCGAUCGCAUUGGGGACUACAAUCGUCGCUCCCUCGGAUAGCGUGCCCAUGAACCUGGACCACCACAGCACCCCUUCCCACUCGCUUCAACGUGUCUCCAUUAGUGACGACGAGUCAUCUCACGCGGGCGACGACGAUACGAAUACCUUUUCCGACGCAGAAAUCAGCACUCCCGGGACAUCUGCAUCCCCUAAUCUCUCCGCCUCAAUACCGAUCCGCGAGAGUCGCGCUGAUCAGACAAACGACCACAAAAGUCCCAGCAAGCAGCCACACGAACCCUCAUCCUCCCGCCAACCCAACCCGACCACAACAAAAAAGGCUCCCCAUCAGACCGCCCCUGCUCCGUCUUCAAAACGUCACAUCGACCCUGACGGCGACCUCUUCGACCUCGAAGAUGAUUCCGACUCGGACCUCGAUCUCAGCGGCUCCCUCUCCCCGAAAAGCACCGCCGAACCCCUCGACACAUCCCUCGCCGGCCGCGUCGGCCUCGACCGCACAGGUAACCCCGACGCCUCCGAAGACCCGCAAAACUGGCCCAGCGACCACGACGAGCCCCGCGCCCUCCUCCUCGACCCGGACGACCCCGCCCGCGAUCCCAACUCCGACCGCGAAGACCCCGCAUCCACCCUCGGCCCCCCUUCCUCCUCCGCGAUAGCCUUCCGCCCCACCUCCGUCCAGUCCCCGACGAGCCCCGGUUUCCGCCGCCCGCCCUCCUUCGUGCGCGAUCCGAGCUACAUGACGAAGAAACCCGGCAGCAGCUUCCAGCCGCGCGCCAACAACAACAACAACCACCUCUCCUCCCCCUCCUCCUCCCUCUCGGCCUCGAUCAACUCCCACCCGCAGUCCUUCCCCUCGGACGACAACGACGACGCCGGCUACGCCCGCGCCCAGAAGGCCGCCGUCUCCGAGGAGAUCUACGGCUCCUCGUACGCCCGCCCCGCCUCCAAGGGCAGCUUCACCGCCGGCAGCAUGGGCGAGUCGUACAUGGCGCGGAACGCCGAGAUGUUGAGACGCCUGGGGUCGUCGGUCGGCUCGAGAUCGUGAACGGCAUUGUUUUUUCUUUUCUCCCUUUCGCGGCGGACCUGUCUCAUGGGCAGGUCGCUUGGAUAAUUUGACGUCAGAUCCUCCUCGGAAGCGGGUCGAUUGUCGUGGGAGAGGGAUCCCCUGGCCUUUCUUCCAUUUCGAUUCUCGGGGAUUCUUUGGGGAUGCUGAGGAUGCGCAGCUCCAUAUUGUAUGGGACUGGGAUUCUUGGAUUGGAUUGUUGUUUCCUUCCUUUCGAAUUCGCUG